ACUUUGCCUAGGGCCUCCAAUUAUCUAAAGCCGGCCUUGGCACAAGUUUCUACUUUCGUUUCAGUUUACAGCACAUUUUUUUUUUUAAAGUGCCCAUGAAGGGAGAUAAUUUAGAGUUGAACUACAGUAUCCAAGAAUUUCACACCCACGACCUUGUGAUCGAAUAUAGGAACGGCAAUCCGUUGGUCGAAACAAACAACUUUGUUAUCAGGUCUCUCUCUCAGUUGUCUCCCUUGUCACUAUAAUUAACUCUCCAGUGGGAAUACAAAAAAAGUAAGACCGGCACCAGCAUGUCAUUGUUGAAGUAGAACACUUCAAUGUAUUCAUACUGACGAUAGUAUAGUGUGUACUAAAUCUAGGUCUUCCUUGACAUGUCAGGUUAUCUCGUGUACAAAUACAGGGUGGGAGCUCUAACAAGAACAAUACAAUAACAUUUUGUGUCAUUGUCGAAUUUGUGUUUCAAAUGGCGAUAUAAUUUCUGGAUUAUGUUCCUUCUAAUAAGAUCAAGUUCUAUGUCUUUCAGUAAACUUUGAAAAAAAUGGAUAAAAAUAGUACUAAAAAGCCUGGCUUAACUGUCGGAUUGAAAGGUGCCAGCAAAAUGAAACAAGAUCCGAACCCUAAUCCGUCUGGAAUCAAGAAAAAUAAAAGCACUCCAAAUUUCGCGCCAAGCAACGUUCACGAUGCGAGCCAUCAGCACGCAGAACCCCCACGUCAAUUUCUCGUCACACACACCUCUGACAACUGGAAGAUACGAAAAGCCGCGAAACAGGCGGCUCUGGAGGCGCAGAAGAGACAGGAAGAGGAAAUGGCCAAGCAGAAAGCAGCAUCCGAGUCACGUGAUACGAAAUCGAACGGAGAUGACGCAGCGCUGACGCGGGAAAAGAUUUUAUCGCUAAAAUGGCGGCGCCAGUCAGCAGACGAUGUUAUGCUGGCUAAGCGAAACAAGGACUCAUUGCAAAACAUUCUAAGCCAAAGAAAAAAGUCGUUGAUCCCAGGGCUUCUUGGUUUAGAGAAUCGCAAAAUGUCAGUUGAGUCGGACGAGGUCGCAUCCCAGGGAUUAGAUAUACUAGAGGAGGACGUCAAAGAUAAAUCGGAGGAGGAGAUUUCCUCAAGAAGAGAGCAGGAGGAGGACGAUGCAUCGUCAAACUCACUCAGUGAUAAUCUCGGCAACGAGGAUGAUGAUAGAUACUCUAUACUAUCUGACACGCCAGGACCGUCUUUCCUAGAGUUGAAUUCUGAUGACUUUGACACAGAUCUAAGCGACGACGAAGAUGCAGAGACUGAAAAGAAACACAGAAGAAAGCGAAAUAAAACCCUAGAAAACUACAAGACAGCGUGUGCAAAACUGCAACUCAAACCGAAUCAGACGUUCUUGAGGCAAUGUGGAAGACCAACCAUCGACAUCAGGAAUAGAAUGCUCACUCACAAAGACGCCAAGCCCAUCGCCAUAGCCCUGGUGGAUGACACUAAGAUCAGUUUUCUGGACAUAUCGGACAACCCAUUAGGACCAGCUGGACUUAAGUGCAUCUCUGAAAUGCUGACAGCCAACGAAAGCAUUGUGGAACUGAAUCUAUCCAACACACAGCCAGGGAGGGAAGGCCUGGCGGAGUUGUCACAGGCGCUAAGCAAAAAUAAAACAAUCAGACGGGUCUAUCUGGACAGCAACACCACUGACCAAGCUGAUGGUGACCUAAUAGCUGAAUUAAUUACUGAGGUUCCGGACUUAAGAGAAUUGUACAUCUCCAAUAAUUGUCUCGGCUUCUCGGGUGGGAAAAAAAUAGCAGGGGCCUUAGCGUCCGACAAAGGGAGGCUAAGUGUCCUUGACCUUCAGUACAACCACAUACGUACAGACAGCGCUGUGCAGAUAGCAUUGGCUUUGGCGAAAAACUCAACCCUUCGAACUCUGAACCUUGCUUGGAACGGCCUUGGUACGGAAGGUUGUCGUGCACUGGCGAGGUCUCUGGAAGCCAACAGCUCUCUCACAGAAUUAGACCUAACGUGCAAUAGACUUGGGAUCAAGUCCCUGGAGUUUUUACUGAAAGGGAUCAUCAAGAACCGAGGAUUGACAACUCUAAAGAUAGGAAACAAUCCAUUGACAACACAAGGGGUGAAAGCUUUACUUCAAACUAUCGUUUUGGCUAAAGACUCAGAACUGACUCACAUAGAUCUACAGGGUAUUCCUAUCGACACGGAAUGUCUGAAGCUUAUAGAGAAACUGAAGGAGACAAGGAAUGUCCAAAUAAUCUACGACCCAACCAUACACAUAGCCACAGUUGACCAAACCAAGGAGUUUGACGGAACCAAUCUGGACCGGUUCGACCCGGUCAUGGUUAUGUUCGAGUAUAUGAAGAAAGACAACCUAAGAGUUAUAGACCUUUUUCAGUUCAUGGACGCCAAGAAACGAGAAAAGCUGAGCAGAAAUGAUAUCAGAAGUGGGUUUAAUAUUCUGAUGAUUCCUUUUACAGAGCAUGCUAUUGACGUUAUAAUGGAGAAGGUGGAUACCAACAGAGAUGGUUAUAUUACUUUAGAAGAAAUGACCAAAGCUUACAGAGAGAACGAUAGAACAGUCAAACUCCGAAGGAUCAGAGCCAACAAGAAGAAACGAAAGGACCAAGGGCUGGAAGAUCUCUGGAAAAUUCUGAAAGAGCUCAUCGCGAAGAGAAAAGCAGUGAACGACAAACGAGCUCAGGCUGGACAGUAGCAGACGAUAUAAAGAAAAUAUAGUAGCAGACGAUCUAAUAAAAAAGAUAGUAGCAGACGAUGUAAAGAAAAUAUAGUAGCAGACGAUAUAAAGAAAAUAUAGUAGCAGACGAUAUAAAGAAAAUAUAGUAGCAGACGAUAUGAAGAAAAGAUAGUAGCAGACGAUCUAUAAAAAAAAAGAUAGUAGCAGACGAUAUAAAGAAAAAAUAGUAGCAGACGAUCUAAACAAAAAAAGAUAGUAGCAGACGAUCUAAAAAAAAAAGAUAGUAGCAGACGAUAUAAAGAAAAGAUAGUAGCAGACGAUCUAAAAAAAAAAAAGAUAGUAGCAGACGAUAUAAAGAAAAGAUAGUAGCAGACGAUCUAAAAAAAAAAAGAUAGUAGCAGACGAUAUAAAGAAAAGAUAGUAGCAGACGAUGUAAAGAAAAGAUAGUAGCAGACGAUCUAAAAAAAAAAAGAUAGUAGCAGACGAUAUAUAGAAAAGAUAGUAGCAGACGAUCUAAAAAAGAAGAAGAUAGUAGCAGACGAUAUAUAGAAAAGAUAGUAGCAGACGAUGUAAAGAAAAGAUAGCAGCACACAAUAUAAAGAAAAGAUAGUAGCAGACGAUAUAAAGAAAAUAUAGUAGCAGAUGAUAUAAAGAAAAGAUAGCAGCACACAAUAUAAAAAAAAGAUAGUAGCAGACGAUAUAAAGAAAAUAUAGUAGCAUAUGAUAUAAAGAAAAGAUAGCAGCACACAAUAUAAAGAAAAGAUAGUAGCAGACGAUAUAAAGAAAAUAUAGUAGCAGAUGAUAUAAAGAUAAAAGAUAGCAGCACACUAUAUAAAGAAAAGAUAGUAGCAGACGAUAUAAAGAAACGAUAGUCGCAUACUUUACUAUUAAUUUAUACCAGAAGAUUAAAUAUUACCUAUAAGAAGACGAUUUAAUAAAAAAAAAUGUAAUGUCUUCACCUGAAUUUAAGCUCAAGACACUUCAAGACCCCUAGAUUCAGAAACCAAGUGCUUUACCACCACAGCCACCAGCUCACGCCAGAACUCUAGCCAUUCUACUAUUUGUGAAAAUUUAGUUUGAAAAUAAUUAAUUUUAUUACUCAAAGCUUAUGCAAAAUUGUUUUACCACAUCAUCAAUGGUAAAUAGAUCACUUUCACCUAACCCUUAUUCUGUUGGACUGUUGUGACACUCUAUAAAUAUCUUUCUCCAUUCCUUUCUUUUGCCUUUAAUAGAAUCCCUGUCGAUGACAGGCCCGUCCAAUAUUUUAUGUUGUCUUCCUAUUGCUUUCUCUGUCUACCUCCUCUUCCUUUUACUGUAAAUAUUCCCUGAAGGAAGGUUUUUGCGAGCCCUGAGGGCCUUGUAGUAUAGCCAUAGAGUUUUAGUUUGCUUUUUGACAAGUUGGCAGAUCAUCGUAGUGUCCGAUGUCUGAACUAAUCUUGUCUCUAAUCUCUUUGUUUGUUAUUUUGUCUAUGUGUGUCUACUUAAGGCACUGUAUUCUUUUCAUAGGACGUUGUAGCAUUUUGUAAAAUGUUUGAACAUUUUUUUCCCAUUUCCCAUUCUCGGAGCAAGUUAAAAAUGUGCGAAAUUAUUCAUUGAACCUGAAAAGACACGAAUCUAUCAAAAAAAUUUACCAAUUAGUUAAUUGAUUGUUGGUGAUUAUUUUUUUUUUCAUAUCGAAAUAAGGGGAAUAAAUGCUACUUAAUGAGAUGUGGAUGUAUAUAUGGAUUUUAUUCCCUUUAUUAUGUCCUAUUGAUUUUUGUUUCCUACUUCCCUUUCUUCGAUCAAGUGGAAAUUGUGCGUUUCUUAUUUAUAGUCGAUGACCAUACACGAAUCAAUCCAAAAAUUUAUUAGCUACUAAUUAUAUUUUUAUAUGGUAGAACUCGGGCUAAACCCUGUAAUUUUCAGAUAAAUGGCAGUAAUUAGCACUUCUUUCCCUUAAAUAAGCAUUGUUUUUUUUAUAAAGUAUUAUUUUUUUCUGUUAGUUUUUCUUUUUCGCGAUAAAUGUCCUCAAUUCGUUUCAUUAUUUGUACAUUUUGUUGCAUUAACUAACUGGUUGUUCUUUCUUCACCGUUCAUUAUAAAUAUCUUAUUGUAUGACUAUUUCAACAGUCAAAUAUUGUCUUUAAAAAAUGCUAUAAUUAAUUUGUGUUAUCCGUCCAUUAUUUAUUUACACAUGAGUCAGCCUAUUGCUCUAACCAGCUAAUUCAUCAACUCAGUCAUCGAUUUAUUAUCAUCUCAAUCAUAUUUUUUUAAAACGAUUCGUUGUGUAGAAAAAUUACAAAUGUUUAUAAAUGAUUGUUGG
Molecule: messenger RNA, 4984 nt
Organism: Biomphalaria glabrata
Lineage: Eukaryota; Metazoa; Mollusca; Gastropoda; Planorbidae
Product: leucine-rich repeat-containing protein 74A-like
Exons: 12
Coding region: 539-2701 (720 amino acids)
Molecular function (GO): protein binding; calcium ion binding
Source: RefSeq, a predicted model, not a curated record